Bactrocera dorsalis (oriental fruit fly) is the source of this 2167-nucleotide messenger RNA. RefSeq names its product secernin-1. Gene Ontology annotation, molecular function: dipeptidase activity; cysteine-type exopeptidase activity. The coding region runs from base 270 to 1364 and encodes 364 amino acids. The record is from RefSeq and is a predicted model, not a curated record. Gene Ontology annotation, biological process: proteolysis. The transcript is spliced from 4 exons. Lineage: Eukaryota; Metazoa; Arthropoda; Insecta; Diptera; Tephritidae.
ACCCGUGGCCGGUAUUUGCACACCAUCGAAAAAUUUUCUAAUUUGCCAAUAUUAUUGCAGUAUAUUAAAAUUUACGAUACAAUUUUGAAAAUCUUAUCCAAUAAUUGUAAAUUGGUAAUUAUUCGUGUGUGUGCCAUUAUUUUUCAAAGAUUUUAUAAUAUCUACUUAUAAUUGAAAUCACAGUAUUGCUUGGCAAGAGCAGCCAGUGCGAAAAAUCAAUUGAAAGUUGAUAACUUGCUUUGCAUUUGGAAUUGUGUAAAAUUUUCGAUAUGUCUGCAACUGGUGAUUGUUUUAUCGUACAAUCUCCAAAUACAGCUGAAAAUACUAUAAUAUUCGGUCGUAAUGCUUUAGAUGCCGAUGCUCUAACAGAAGCACAAGAGGUUCAAUAUUAUAACGCCAAUGUCGCACUUGAGGGGAAGCCUGAUGGUGGUGCAGAUGUGGUUAAAGCGAAUGGUGAAAUAUUACGUAUGAUAUUGCAAAAGACUCAAACCGGCAUUUGGGGUGGUGACGUGGGUGCAAACGACCAUAAUGUUUGCAUUGCUGUUUCCUGGUCAGCGGAGGAGCCAGCUAACGAUAGUGAUACCCUUAGAUCAACUGAUAUUGUACGUUUGACUUUGGCUAUCGCUAAAACCGCUGUUGACGCAGUGGAACGCAUUGGUAAUUUGGUAGCUAACCAUGGGUCCGACAAUGCAAAAUUUAGUUUUGUGGUCUGUGAUACUAAAGAAGUAUGGUUAGUGAGCAGCGGUGCAAAGUUAUGGGCUGCACAUCAGGUUGCUGAUGGAUUCCUCCGUUUAACAAAUAAAGGACUCAGUGUAAAAACUGCGAUUGAUAAAUCAACUGACGAUUUAGGUGAUGCUCUCAAAACGCUAGGGCUCUGGGAUGGCGAAGGUGAUUUAAAUUUUGCCAGCUGUUUUGAUGCAGCUGAAACCGCGGAAGCUGAAUGGAGCGGUGAAGCACCUAACGGAGACGGUAGCUACACUUUGACUAGCAUGUUUGAUACACUACGUUCGGCGGCCGAUAGCGCAACGUCACGUUCAGCCAGUGUCUCUGUGCUUACAAAUGGAAUAUCAUGUCAUUGGUUUACGGCAACACCUAACGCAAGUGAAUCAGUCUUUAAACCAUUCGUCUUUGCGCCUAAUCCCAAAAUUUCACCACUCACCAAAGUGCCACCUGAUAACACACACACACUCUUGCAUAAGCUUCAUGCUCAACGCAAACCGAAUGCUGUAGAAGAUUUGAAAGCUCUGGAGGCUGCUUGUGUUGAAGAAUUAAACGCAUAUUUAGCGGAACAUCCAAAUGCUGACGAGGAGUUGGAUGAACUAAUGAAAGACUGUGUGGAAGCUGAGGUGAAGUUCUAUCGUUAAGCGGUAGAACUUAGGAUUUCUCGGAGAGCAAGAAGAGCAAACAUAAACGUUCAUAGUAUUUCGUAAAAUAUAAGCUGAAGACAUUUACUAGCCUUUUGGAAUAACGGGUUUUCUGUUUUAACGAAUAUGCAUUUCUUAAGUGAUAUUUUUUUUGUAAUUUUUAUACGAAUUUAAUUUAUUUGUUUUUUUACGAUAUUUUAUUUUUUCGUCAUAAUUUUAAGCUGAAAUUUGUGAUUUUUCAAUGACUAUUUUAUUAAACACGUAUAUAUAGGUAUAUUAUUCAUGUAAUAAGAUAAAUAUUAACGAUUUCUUUGACUAUUGUUUUAAGAUUAAAUCUCUUAAGAACAAUACUGUAAAAGCCGCGACUUCUUAUGUUAAAAUUAUAGUUUUAUUGCAUAUAAGUUUUUAGUUUUGUGAUUAUAUGCACAAAAACAAAAAAUGCUUGCAUACAUUCAUUGUAUAAGUAUUAUUCCAUUUUAUUCAUAUAAAUGUGUAUUUAUAAGAAUAACGAGGCACUUAACACUCUGCACGAUAAGCUUGCUACGAAACUUUGACGAAGUAUAGCGAGAGUAUAUAAAAAUUGUAAUGCAUGCUAUGAUUAAGCUCAAUUAUCAUUGAAGGGACAAUUUUGUGUAGCAGUAAAUAUAACAUUUAUAGAAACGCGAUAUUUAAAUUCCAUACGCAUUUACAUACAUACAUACAUAUAUUUACACGCAUACACAUAUAAUUGCAUGGAUACGAUUAUAAAUAAAAAAAUCUUUAUACACAAAUCGAUAAAACAAUGAAGCUCAUACAAAUAUUUA